This is a messenger RNA of Amoebophrya sp. A25, 232 nucleotides long. Lineage: Eukaryota; Dinophyceae; Syndiniales; Amoebophryaceae. The record is from the annotation of a GenBank genome assembly.
AUGUCCUUUGGUCUUCCACGGUCCACCUCAUUACUUUUCGUUUUUCCAAUGGCAAUGUUGAGACAGUCAGGUGUCGCUUGUCUCCGUUUUUCCAGUGGUCUUUUGACAGCACAUCAUCUAUCGCGUUGAUGCUAGUUCAUCGAUGAUGUCGAACAGUAUCACAGUCAACGCUGUGUGUGCGUGCGCCUCGCGUGCGACACCAAGUUGAAGAUCCUCCAUUGUUUCUCGCGUG